Cladocopium goreaui is the source of this 1911-nucleotide messenger RNA. The record is from the annotation of a GenBank genome assembly. Lineage: Eukaryota; Dinophyceae; Suessiales; Symbiodiniaceae.
AUGCCUCUCAGGAGACCAGCAGCUAAGCCGAGACCAAUCCCCAAAGCAAAAGAAAAAACAAAAGCAAAGCCGAAACCCAGACCCAGAAGCCAGGCAAAACCUGCCCCACACACAGAAGAAUGGAUUGCAGUAGAGAACCUCAAAGAAGACACUUUCAGCCUCUCUUCAACCCUACACCUGGAAGUAUGGUACGGGGGAGAGACCGGAGAGGCAGCAGCCAUCCUGGAACAGUUAGUCUGCGACCAAGAAGGGAAGUGGCUAGCGGUGCGAAUCUUGGGCAGCAACCUUGCCCCCCUUCGAGACUGGAGAAAAGCCAGCCCGAGCGCUCUGUUUUGCUGCUGUUGCGAAGCAAUUCCUGCCAACAAAAGGCUGAGUAUUCCAGGAGUAGGCUACACCCUGAAAGCAAAACUUCUGAGCCAAGAAACAGAGUGGACGUCAAAUGCCGUGGGCGACCACCAUCCUCCCCCACCAGGCGAAACAGAGAACUUGAAAAAGGUCGCCGAACAGUUUGGCUUUCCCCAAGGAGGCGGAGCAGAUCCCCCUCCUUUAGAAACAGCUCCGAAGCAGGAUGUGCCCGCAACUUCUUCCAGCAAGAAAAAGAAAGGAAAAAGGAAAGUCAAAGACAUGUUGGAAAAAGCUCGAUGGAGAGUGCAGGGCACGCCUUUGGACCCCCAUUACAAGAGGCCUAUCAGGUUGAGCACCAAAAAGAAGAAGAAGAAGAACUCUUCCAGCGAAUCGACCAGCAGGUCAGCAAGCCUUUCCAGCGAGACAAGCGAACCCCUAGAGUCCGAGCAUCGCUUGCGAAAAAUUGCCCAGAAACUCCCAGGGUAUCUAGCGUGCAAAGCGUCCAAGGAGGCAGCCAACAUCCUCUCCCAGAGCACUGGGGAAGGGGAAUGGGGAGUAGUCCUCGAUCAUUUGCUGGACGGCCAGAUUCUCACAGUAGCAGACAUAGCUGCUCAAAGGCCGAAAUCUUUGGAGUUGCUGGCCGGCGGCAGCCCCGUCGAGCUUUCCAGCCAAUUAGAAAUUCUUCCCAAGGAGCUGUCCAACUUGGCGGGCCAAGAGGAGUCAAGAUUUGUCCGAAGGGAAUUUCAGAACGAGACCAAAUUGAACCGCCAGUUAAAAGGAGAGGCUAUCGGUUUCUCCUCUGCAGCCGAAUUUCGGUUGUCGCGCGCGUCGGCCCGGGGUGGGGCGGAGCGCGAUGUCGGUUUUUCCGCGUCGGGUACAAGGUGGGAGAACAUUUCUGAAAGCCUUCCCCGGGAAGGAGUAGCCGGAAUUUUGAAUGCCUCUGAAGUUUGCGAGGACGGAAUCAAAGAGUUCCUCUUGCAUCCUGAUUGGAAGGAAUACUUGCGGUUAAAGGUGCCCCGAAAUGAGAAAAAGGCAGUUGAUAGGCAAGCGCAGGCGGAAGUGCAAGGAGCAUGGAUCGAUGGCAAUGCAGGUUUUUGUUGUGCAAAGGUUGGCAAAGUCAGUAAAUACUUGUGGGCCCUCCUAGACCUCCUAACAAAGAAGGAGGUCAGCCAAAAGCAGAUGCAAAUGUUGACGGGUGGUUUAGUGUACCUGUUUGGGUUUCAAAGGCCUUUGAUGUCAAUUCUAAACCAUGUCUGGGAGUUCAUCGUGAGUUUUGAAAAUGACAAGGUUGUAAAACCGAUGCCGAGAAAAGUUAUGGAAGAGUUGUUGGCUUCAUUCUUUUUGUCCGCCACGGCUUUUAUGGAUUUUCGACUUUCUUCAAAUCACAUUGCUACAUGCUCUGAUGCAAGCGAGACUGGUGGAGGAUUGUGCCAGUCUGUGGGGCUGACCCCAUUUGGUUCUCAGGCAGCAGAGUCGCUGGUGCGAGGUGAGUUUCCAGAAGUCCAGGGGAGUUUUGGGGAUCAGCGUUGGUGGGGGUGUAGGAUCCUUAAGGGUUGCACUAGAUAG